Molecule: messenger RNA, 588 nt
Organism: Aspergillus tanneri
Lineage: Eukaryota; Fungi; Ascomycota; Eurotiomycetes; Eurotiales; Aspergillaceae
Product: cell wall mannoprotein 1 family protein
Exons: 1
Coding region: 1-588 (195 amino acids)
Cellular component (GO): extracellular region
Source: RefSeq, a predicted model, not a curated record
AUGCAUGCAGACAUCCCCAAAAUCUUACUCAAUCCUCUGAGAGCAUGUCUCUACCUCGCUAUCCUCCUUGCCGUUCAAGGAGCUUCUUUGGGAUCUCGCCAGUCUGGUGUGAAUGCCAUCAUAUCUGAGCUAAAGACUGUUGUGUCAGAUCUCGCUACGUUCAAUGCUACCUUGAACUCUUUCCAUGGUGGCUUGAACGGAACCCUACGUGCAGUUCAAAUCCAAGGGCAGGCCCAGACCUUAAUAAAUGAUAUCAACAAAGCAACUGCCACGGUCAAAAUCACUCCAUCACUGGGCACUACUGAUUCGGUCGUUCUCGUCAACAAUGUGGUCAACUUACAGACACCAAUUUACUCAACCAUUAACAACCUCAUCUCCCAUAAGUCAGCUUUUCAGAAUGCUGUCCUAGGAGUAGGAUCUGCAGGCUUUCUUGUGAAGUCCGAUUUGAACAACCUACGUAUUGCGACGGCCAACCUGGGAAACGCAAUCGUCCAGCGCUUAGUACCCGAUAUUCAGAAGCUGGCACCCCUUGUUACGGGUGAAAUCAACUUUCAUAUUACCCGGGCUAUUCAGGCGUACUCCAACUAG